UUGGGGAAUUUUGAAGGACAGAGACUUAUGAUCAACCAAGAUGCUUUGUCACAGCUAAGGUUGCUCAACAAGUCUCUGCCUCAGUCUAAAUGUGUGGAAAAAUGUCAUCCAGGAUUUGUGAAGAAGCCUCGGGAAGGAGAGCCAUUUUGCUGCUACGACUGCCUUCCUUGUCCAGAGGGGACCAUCUCAACUCAGGAAGAUACUGAAAAAUGCACCAAAUGCCCAGAUGAUCAAUAUCCAAACAAGAAGAGACUCCAAUGUAUGCCCAAAAGAAUAACCUUCCUGUCCUAUAAUGAACUUCUCAGCAUCAUCCUCAUUUCCUUUGCUCUCCUCCUGUUCCUAACUACAGGAUUCAUUUUAAUCAUAUUCCUUCAAUACCUAGAAACUCCAUUGUCAAAGCCAACAACCGGGACCUCUCCUUCAUCCUCCUGGUCUCCCUCCUCCUUUGUUUUUUGUCCUCCUUUCUCUUCAUUGGCAGACCAAGGAAAGCCACCUGCCUUCUCCGACAAACAAUGUUCAGCAUCAUCUUCUCAGUAGCCGUGUCUUCUGUGUUGGCCAAAACUCUCAUUGUGGUGCUGGCCUUCCUGGCCACAAAACCAGGGAACAGGAUGGGAAGAUGGUUGGGGAAGAGCUUGACUUACACCAUUAUCUUUUCUUGUUCUGGUAUCCAAAUUUUCAUCUGUGCCAUGUGGCUGGGAACAUCUCCCCCAUUCCCUGACUCUGAUCUGUACUCAGAGCCUGGAGUGAUCAUCCUUCAAUGCAACGAAGGCUCUGUCGCCAUGUUUUAUGUUGUUCUUAUCUACAUGGGUUUCCUAGCUGCCAUUUGUUUCACAGUGGCUUUCUUGGCCAGGAACCUGCCUGGGGCCUUCAAUGAAGCCAAGCUGAUCACCUUCAGUAUGCUGGUUUUCUGCAGUGUCUGGGUCUCCUUCCUGCCCACGUACCUGAGCACCAAAGGAAAGUCUAUGGUGGCUGUGCAGAUCUUCUCCAUCUUAGCCUCUGGUGCUGGACUGUUGGGUUGCAUCUUCUUCCCCAAGUGCUACGUUAUCCUCAUGAGGCCAGAUCUAAAUACUAAGGAACAACUAAUGAUAAAAGUAGGGACCUGAUGAUGAAAUUGUUUCUUAGGGUUAUAACAUUUAAUUAUUGAUUUCAAUUGUUAUUGCUUUAAAUGCUUUAUCUGCUUCUGUUAGACAAUUGAUGUUAUUUAGAAUGGAAGAGAAAUAAAAAUAGUUACAUUAAUCAAAUUAAAAUCUAAGAUAAUCAUCAAACAAUAAAAUAAAUUAAUAUUUGUGGGUUU
Messenger RNA from Pantherophis guttatus, 1294 nucleotides. Lineage: Eukaryota; Metazoa; Chordata; Lepidosauria; Squamata; Colubridae. The record is from RefSeq and is a predicted model, not a curated record.